AUGCGACAUAUUGGAGUGCCUGGGCUACGCAAAGUUCGGGUAUUUAACAUCAACAGUCACAGUAGUAUUCAGAUGCUAAGUAUUAGUGGAAAUACAAUUCACUUCCACUGCUCCUUUUUCUCGGAUAAGGUAGAAAAUUUCGUCCUGUUGUAUAAUGUUGAGGGUGAGGCGACCCCUAACCCUUACCGUAUCCGACCCCUGUUGGGGGUCAAGAUGCCGGUCAACUCCAGCUACAGUCCGGUCAUUCAGAUACAUAAUCCUCAUCCAACCACUAUACAGGUACAGCUCCGGUCAUACAGAUACAUAAUCCUCAUCCAACCACUAUACAGGUAUAGUUCCGGUCAUACAGCUUUUCAUAGAAAUUUUGUUACUUUUUUAUUUAGGAUUCGAACCAACAGUACUGGUGCAGAGUAUCUUUAUCUACCUUUAGAGAUAGAAGUAACCUCAACGCCAGGGAUAUACUGCCCUCAGGAGAGUUUGAACUUUGCCCACCUACCAUCCGAGGGAGGUUCGGUCAGUUUAGAUGUAUCCCUGAUAAACUCUGGUUCACGUCCUGUAUCCAUCUCAAGUAUUGUAUCCAACCCUGUAUCCGAGGCACUCACCAUAGAACUUCAGAACACAAAGGUGGCAUCAUCAACAAUAAAACCCACGGUAGUAGCCAGAGUAACUUUCGAUUCGUCUCUGGCGACCUCUGAAGGAUUUCAAUCUGGAAAGUUGAUCAUUAAAUCCAAGAACUCUCAACAUCGCGUUAUCCUACCCUGGAUGGUGAAUGUAUUGAAGGGCAGCCUUCACUGGAACCAGACCAUCUCUAAGUUCCUCGUAACAGAUUCGCCAGACCCAGAAGAUCCCUCUCAGGCGCCGUAUCUGUCAACAACUCGACCGUUGAUUGUAACAAACAAGUUCUCAGUUCCUUUGGUCGUUCACAGCAUCUUUGCUCCACCAGAGGCAGAGAAAGCUUUCAAGAUAGGAAACCUGAACCCAACGGUGAUGCAGCCCGGGGAAACAGUUAAGUUGGUCAACUUAAGUGUUCGGAAGAAAGGUGUUCUGCUGGAGUCCCCCGGGGGGAAGGUGGAGGGGGAGCAGGAGAUCAACAUCAACACCUUCAUCAUCCUCCACACUAACGUCACCAACGUCAGGAUUCCGCUUAUGGCCUUCGACGGAAAACUGAAACCGUUCUUUCCAAGUUCGCCUACGGAGAAGGUUCUAGACUUCGGAACUAUCGGUAUGAACGAGAAGAGGGACAUGUACUUCACCCUUGUGAACAAGGGCCCCGUGAAGGUGGUGCUAAGGGGCUGGGGUGGGAAUAUAACCGGAAGUUUGAUCGAACUUAUGGGAGUGGAUAGUGGGAAUGAAACGGAUAUACUGUCAAGGAAUAAUCUGACGUCACUUCCUAGAAAGCUUUAUGUACUUCCAGGACACUAUGUUGUUUACAGGAUUGGUCUUCUGACAAAUAAUGUUGAAGGAGAAGUAUGGGCAAGUGUAUUUGUAUCCACGGAGUUUCAGGAUUUGCACGUGCCGUUCAGGUUUCGAGUAGCAAAGGGAUCUCUGUCCACUUUACCUGAUCAAUUAUCCUUCGGUUCAGCCUUUCCGGGACGGAAGGCUGAACUCUCCUUCUACGUUUAUUCUUCCUUCAAGCACGAGAUGACCGUAAAAUCCUUAUCUGUGGUUGGUGGUGACCCUCGGUUCAGUUUCCAGGUGAAGGAAGGAACCCGGAUCAGUCCUGGCGAGAAGUCCUUGGUGGGCAAGGUUGUAUUUAACCCAUCUGUUGGAUGUCGAGAGUUAGAGGACUGCUAUGCAGGGUUCAACCAUACUUCUAAGUUUGGGCAUCCCUGGUAUCUUGGUCUAGCUCUUCCUCUCAACCUAUGGGAAAUGGAUCUUUCUAUUGUGCACACCCUGUGGUCUAGAAUGCGAGCGGCUGCCCUGACGAAUGCCUCUAAAUUCAAUGUUACUCUUAGCUUGGAUACAAGUGAGGUUCGUGGAUUUCAUUUCAGUGCCAGGGCAGCUCUUUCAUGGCCAAUUCUUUGCCUUGAUCCUGUUCUAAAGUUUCCUUUAACUCAAAUUGGAAAUUCUAGCAUGGAUGAAAUUUUGUUGUUCAAUCCGUCUGAAGAAACCAUCCUUGUUCACAUAGUUCCCAUGUCCUCAUACCCUAACGUAAUGAAUAUCCUGCCACAUACUCCGAACCGUAUAGAAGUUGGGAUUGAUGAGUUAUCUAUCCCGGAUCCUGAGGAUUCUACUACCUUCCAGAUAUUAUCAGUUACAGAUGCAGAUGAACCAUACACAGCCUUGGAAAAGUUUGGUGAAGACUUCUUGGAGAAGUUUGGUAUUGGAGUAGCACCCAACACAUAUCCUAUAGUCUUGGAGCCUGGACAGGGAGCUAAAAUAACUGUUAUGUUUACUCCAAAGGAUACUUCCAAAGUGCAUUCUAGUGUAUUGUUCAUACGGAACAAUUUGACUGGUGUUGAGACUAUAGAUGUAUAUGGUCGAGGAGCUAUAGGUGAUUUUAAGUUUGGUAAUAGAAGAGCAGGAUCAACUAUUCACGCUUUUGAUGUUACGGAAAAACAUUUGAAGGAUUGUGAUAAGGAACCAGUUUCUCAUACCAACUCUCUGCCUAAUCUGACCGUCAAGCGUCCAUUUACAGCUCGUAAUACAGGAGAGGUUCCCUUGUGGGUUACAGGGUUCGAGAUAGAUGGUUAUCCUUGUGAAGGAUAUGGAUUUAAGGUUCUGGAUUGUGAUCCAUUUGAGUUGGCAGCGAAUGACUCUAAACGGAUCAACAUUGCCUUCACUCCAGAUUUUACCCUGGCUCGUAUUACCCGAACCUUAACCAUGAAAACAUCUUUGAGCUCCAUUCCGGGGAAAGGAGAUGUUAACUACCAAUUGGCUGCAACUGUACCUGCACAUCUCUUGGCUAUCUGUGCUAAAUCACUGCCACGACCCAAGUGGGAAGGGUACCUAUACGGGCUUUUGGUAACCCUGAUGGUUCUUUCUCUGCUCUGUAUUCUGGUGGCUGCUCUUGUGGAAUCAGAUAGAAUACUAAGAUACUGUUACAUUAUCUCAACCCACACAGCAAACCAGGUUCCAGAGAAUGCCAAACUGCUUGAUCUUCGCCAAGUAGCUAGGUUGACUCUGCAAGAGUGUGCUGAGCGUGAGCGCUCUGAAUCCCCUAACCAAAUGAUCUCAACCCCUAGGAGUAGCAAGAAGGUAGAAUGCUCUACUCCAGAUCUGAAAAAUACUCAACCUUUAUCACCUGAACUGUCCAGAUUAUCUGGGUUUCUAAGUAUUAUUACCCAGUCCUUCCCAAGUAUCAACAGAGCAUUCUUCACUCAACAGUCAGCUACAGACUCAGCUGCUGUCUCAUCUGAAGACACUGAUGAUAAAGAACUAGAUACAUCUAAGACCAACACACCAAUAAGUAAGAAGAAGAAAGCAGCCCGAAUACAACCAGAUGCAGGUGUAACUAGUACUUCCAAGAAAAACAAGAAAGCAAAACUUAUUGAGGUUGUGAAACCCAGGCCUAAAAUCAGUCCUCAGAGUUCUGUUAUUGAUGAUUUAGAAACCUCUAGCACUACAACUGAGAGCUCCAACCCUGAAGAACUGACAGAGCCAAUUCUAAAAAAUGCACCUAACAUUAACUCUGAAACUCCUUCAGUUCAAGAAUCAGGAAAGAAGAAGAAAGCUAAGAAAAAUAAGAUAGAAGACCAACAGACUGUAAAGGAAACCAAACCAAGCAUUACUAAACCAAAGAAAGUUGUUGAAAAACGAGAUUCUAAGAUAGACAAGCAGGACAAGCCGAAGAUAAGUCCCAAACCAUCUCGAGAAACCUCAGUCAAGCCUGUUUCCCCUCCUCCAACCACCCCACCAGUAGUGAAGAAGCAGGAAGCAAAGGUCAAGGGAGUUCCCAAAGAAGGUGGAGAUCUGAGACGUCAGCAGUCCCUUCCCUCUUAUGAUAAACCUCCUCGGCUACAGCAACCUAGGCAUGAAAGUCACUCUGGAUUUCCUCAACCACAGACGCAACCUCUGGAGGGUUUCCCAAUCAUCACUCUACCUAAAGCUGAUCCUCCCAGAGCAAUCAUUUAUCCAGAGGUCAAACGAGAAAACCCUGUCAACCAAUUCGGAGCCAUUGGCUGCAAGGUUCCAGUUAGCAGUACUUUGAGCUGGAAUGAUCAAGGACCUUCUCAGUUGGGACUGUCUCAGGUCCAGAGUUUAAUGAACCCACCCUCAGCACGUGGAUUAUCCAUGAUGCAGGAGCUUCAGGCCGAGAGACGAAAGCGCGAGGAGGCGUUUCGUCGAAGUCAGUGGCCAGGGUUUGGACCUGAGCCUCAGGUUCCUGGAGCAAGGCGAGAUUAUCUGGAGAGUUUAUGGGAUCCUCCAGCUAAUCCUAAUCCUCAUGGUAUGUGGGGAACUCUGGGACAAAACGUGUGGCCGAGCACCGUUCUCCAAAACCCGUCCUGUGCCCAGGGUAAACCAGAGGAUGUGGAUCAGGAGAGGUUUGGAUUGGACCCCCUGACGCUGUCUUCAAUAUGGAACGCGGCAAACAAGAAGGAACGCGAUCAGAAUACUUGGAGUUCUACACUCUUCAACAAUAACAAGGAUCUUUAAAUUCAUAUCCUUAUGAAUUGAUAUUGCAUGUGUAGUUUUCACAUUUUUCGAAUUUCCUUCUUGUCCGUGCUCCAGUAGUCGAAACUCUUCUGAAAUUAAGAUUGUCAUCGUUUAAAGAUCCUUCAAACGCCUCAUUUUUUCCUUGAGAAAAUCUUUAGGGAGGGUGAGUCAAAAAGGUGUGAAUAGUGUCUUCUCCUUCCAAAAUUUUAAUUUUGUGAAACUUGUGAGCCAUUAAAAAAGCCAGGAGCUUCUGACCAUAGCUGAGUUGAAUGAGAUGUAAGGUUCGAACCGAUCCUGUUCGUUUUUAGGACGUAACUCUAUAUUAUUUAGUAAUCGUUUUUAAUCAAUUCUCAUAAAUGGUAUUUUUCUUGUUUGUUUGAAAAAAAUUAUUUAUUUGUAACCCACAUAUGGCCAGAAAAAAAUCCUUGAGCCUUCUUUUAUCUAAAUUAAAAAGGCAAUUUAUAUUGUUAUUAUAGAUUAUUUCUAUCAAAUCUAAAAAUGUCAUAAUAUCGGGUUUAACGAUUCGGAGAUAAUUUUAUCUUUUUUGAAAUUAAUACAAUUUAUUGUUCAGUAAUGAAGUAUGAUAUUGCACAAAACGACACUAAUUACACCUUUUUGGCUACCCCUGUAUUAUGUCUGGCUGCCUAAGAAGAAAAAGAAAAAUAUUGAAAACUUGUUAAUUCUAAAUUCUAGCCAAGUUUAUAAAAUUAGGUCAAAUUGACGCGUUCCAUAGUGGAACCAUUAAGACUGUAGACUAGGAGAUCAAUAUUUAAGCAAUCUUUUGGGUAAUUGAUUUUAUCAUAGUGCAAAUAGUUCAACCAAUUACUUAUUUUUAUGCGAAAAUUCAAAGAUUUUAAUAUUUCCCUCUUUUUUUUCAAAAUAUCAAAUUUAGAUGUUCACGGCAAAAAGUUUGUUGAUAUUUUGCCCUACGGAUCUGGAUACGGCUACAGGAAGUUAAAAUGGUGCGAAUAAAACGGAUCCUUAGAUGUUCUUUGGACUAUUUCAAAUCUUUAAAUGUCGUCUUCCUAUUUCUUCGUGUUAUGGGUUCCACUGUAGAUUGAUCGUUAAACGAUGUCUCAUCUCAUUAAUCUGUCUAGCUCCCAAACCUGUAGAGAGUUCAGGAGUAAAUUAUUGUAUGUUAGAUCUCAUUAAAUCUAUAUUGUCUGUUGUUAAUCUAUAAUGCAAGUUGCAAUAUUGUAGGGAUAAACUGAACUAUCAGUUUGUUCCAGUAUAUCGUCAUUAAUGCUUUUUUUUAGUUCCCCUGUCGUAACCUGUACCCAGCAACAUUUUUUUCAGAUUUCCCCCCAAAUUAAUGAUAUUGUCAUUAAAAUGGUGGGAAACAACACAUUUUUUUUAAACAGAAAUACAUUUCUUGUUCAGCAGGAA
Messenger RNA from Eurytemora carolleeae, 5982 nucleotides. It is a transcript of the gene Tmem131, whose product is annotated as transmembrane protein 131. The transcript has 12 exons. The record is from RefSeq and is a predicted model, not a curated record. Gene Ontology annotation, cellular component: membrane. Bases 1 to 4596 code for a protein of 1531 amino acids. NCBI's taxonomy places the organism in Eukaryota, Metazoa, Arthropoda, Copepoda, Calanoida, Temoridae.